AUGGACAAUAAUGUACGCCAGAUCGAACGAUCAAUGUUUCGUACAUGGCUAACUAUAAAUUACUGGGUUAUUUACAUCAUCAGUUUAAUAGCAUGUAUUUUUUUCUUGUUUUUGGCCAUUGUUGCACUAGUUCCACUCUAUGCAUCAUCUCAAAAUUCUAAUACAUCGGUCAGAUCUCGUGAUUAUCAAUAUUCAAUCGCAUUUACUGCUAUUUAUUUUCUUCCAAACAAUAAACACGAUCAUAUUAUCAAGGGAACUAUAGAAGAUAUAAAUUUAAUCUCUAAAGAAUAUCAAAAACGUAUUUAUUCUUCAAUUCAUCAUGAUCUAAAAUAUCGAUCCAUGAAAAUUUUAAACGAACUAAAUGAAGAUGACUACUUCGAGAAUGCUGAUAAAUGUGGUAAAACACUUAAUACACGUGGAAUAAUUUUUAAAAUUGGUCUUGAAGUAACAUAUCCAACUGAUAUCAAAUGUCAAUUACCAGAAUGUGUACAACAUUUCUUUUCAAUAAUCCGUAAAGAACUUCAACGUAUGAACACAUUACCAGUUCAACAUAAGAAUAUACUAGAAAUUCAACUUAAUCUAUGUACAGUUGAAAAUUAUUAG
This is a messenger RNA of Adineta steineri, 603 nucleotides long. Lineage: Eukaryota; Metazoa; Rotifera; Eurotatoria; Adinetida; Adinetidae. The record is from the annotation of a GenBank genome assembly.